Molecule: messenger RNA, 607 nt
Organism: Cuscuta europaea
Lineage: Eukaryota; Viridiplantae; Streptophyta; Magnoliopsida; Solanales; Convolvulaceae
Source: the annotation of a GenBank genome assembly
UACACGGAACAUGCCGACACUUACGUUGGCCAUGUACUUAAUGGCCCAUUCACACCAGGGGGGCUCUAUUACCUCGCCGAGUGGAGCAAUCUCCAACACCUGACAGCAUCAUUUCUCCUAGUAACCCAUGCAAAACAGCUGAAGUCGGCGGAACUGUCUGACGUGGCCAAUAAACGUGGCCACAAGGCAAAUGAACUCAUUGAAUUUGCGAAGCGACAGGUGGACUACGUUCUGGGGGAUAACCCGGAAAAGAUGUCCUACAUGGUUGGGUUCGGGGAAAGGUAUCCGCUCCAAUUACACCACAGGGGCUCUUCUCUUCCAUCGGUGUCGGCCGAGUCUGAGCCCAUGUUCUGCAAAACUGAAGCCCUGACAUCAACUGAUCCGAAUCCUAACCUCCAUGUUGGAGCCAUUGUGGGCGGUCCCGAUUCUCAAGAUCGGUACCGCGAUAAGAGGGAAAACUAUGAGCAAUCUGAGCCGAUAACCUACAUCAAUGCCGCAUUUGUUGGAGUUGUUGCUUCCUUACUCGCUCAAUAGGAGCUACCCCAUCUUAAAUUAAUUACCAUAUAUUUCCAUUUCCAUUUUAUCACCUAUAUAUACAUAAACAUGC